This is a messenger RNA of Cariama cristata (Red-legged seriema), 1917 nucleotides long. Its product is annotated as serine/threonine-protein kinase TNNI3K-like. Gene Ontology annotation, biological process: protein phosphorylation. The transcript is spliced from 17 exons. The record is from RefSeq and is a predicted model, not a curated record. NCBI's taxonomy places the organism in Eukaryota, Metazoa, Chordata, Aves, Cariamiformes, Cariamidae. The annotation marks the transcript as partial. Gene Ontology annotation, molecular function: protein binding; protein kinase activity; ATP binding.
GACAGUGCAGAACUGUUAACAGCGCUGCUGCAUGGUGGAGCUGACAUUCAGCAAGUCGGGUAUGGAGCUUUGACAGCCCUUCACAUUGCUACAAUCGCCGGUCAUCAUAAGGCAGUUGAUAUUCUUUUGCAGCAUGGAGCUUACGUGAAUGUUCAGGAUGCAGUUUUUUUCACCCCUUUGCAUAUUGCUGCAUACUAUGGCCACGAACAGGUAACCCACCUCUUACUAAAGUUCGGAGCUGAUGUGAAUGCAAGUGGUGAAGUUGGAGACAGACCUCUCCAUCUGGCUUCUGCCAAAGGCUUUCUCAACAUUACGAAGCUCUUGAUGGAAGAGGGAAGCAAAGCUGAUGUGAAUGCUCAGGACAAUGAAGAUCACGUUCCUCUGCACUUCUGCUGUCGAUUUGGACACCAUGAAAUUGUAAAGUUCUUACUGCAGAGCAGCUUUGAAGUUCAGCCCCAUGUGGUGAAUAUCUACGGAGACACACCUUUGCAUCUUGCAUGUUACAAUGGCAAGUUUGAAGUUGUCAAGGAAAUAAUUCAGCUCUCAGGAACAGAAAGUCUCACUAAAGAAAAUAUAUUCAGUGAAACGGCUUUCCACAGUGCUUGCACCUAUGGAAAGAACAUAGAACUUGUAAAAUUUCUUCUUGACCAGAAUGUUGUGAGCAUCAAUCACCAGGGAAGAGAUGGACACACAGGAUUACACUGUGCUUGCUACCAUGGUCAUAUUCGACUUGUACAGUUUUUACUGGACAACGGAGCUGAUAUGAAUCUGGUAGCUUGUGAUCCCAGCAGGUCCAGUGGAGAAAAGGAUGAGCAGACCUGUUUGAUGUGGGCUUACGAGAAAGGUCAUGAUGCCAUUGUGACCCUUCUGAAGCACUAUAAGAGACCUCAAGAUGAAUCACCUUGUAACGAAUACUCACAACCUGGAGGAGAUGGUUCCUAUGUGUCGGUUCCAUCCCCUCUAGGAAAGAUUAAAAGCAUGACUAAAGAAAAGGCAGAUGUUCUCCUCCUCCGUGCUGGUUUGCCAUCACAUUUCCAUCUUCAGCUCUCUGAAAUAGAGUUCCAUGAGAUUAUUGGCUCAGGGUCUUUUGGAAAAGUAUAUAAGGGACGAUGCAGAAAUAAAAUUGUUGCAAUCAAACGCUAUCGAGCCAAUACCUACUGCUCCAAAUCUGAUGUGGACAUGUUCUGCCGUGAAGUUUCCAUUCUCUGCCGACUGAAUCAUCCGUGUGUUAUCCAGUUUGUGGGAGCUUGCUUAGAUGACCCAAGUCAGUUUGCCAUAGUCACUCAGUAUAUUUCUGGAGGAUCACUCUUCUCCCUGCUUCAUGAACAGAAGAGAACUCUUGAUCUGCAGUCUAAAUUAAUCAUUGCUGUAGAUGUUGCCAAAGGCAUGGAGUACCUUCACAAUCUCACCCAACCAAUCAUACAUCGUGAUUUGAACAGUCACAAUAUUCUCCUGUAUGAGGAUGGUCACGCAGUUGUUGCUGAUUUUGGAGAAUCUAGAUUUUUGCAAUCUCUGGAUGAAGACAAUAUGACAAAACAACCUGGGAACCUACGCUGGAUGGCCCCUGAGGUGUUCACCCAGUGUACAAGGUAUACCAUAAAAGCUGAUGUUUUCAGCUAUGCUUUGUGCCUCUGGGAGCUGUUAACAGGUGAAAUUCCAUUUGCUCACCUGAAACCAGAUUGGGGGAAGGUCAGCAGGGAGGACAUUACAGUGGGAGUCUGCGAUAGGCCACCCGACCAGGAUGAACAGGCAGACGAGGCAUUCUACAAGAGGCUGUCAGAAGUCUCACAGUUGCUGGCCCUUGUUCUUGUGGGCAACUUCAACUUGCCAGAUAUCUGCUGGAAAUACAACAUAGCAGAGAAGAAGCAGUCUAGGAGGUUCCUAGAGUGUGUGGAAGAUAGCUUCCUAACACAACUG